Molecule: messenger RNA, 8101 nt
Organism: Cherax quadricarinatus
Lineage: Eukaryota; Metazoa; Arthropoda; Malacostraca; Decapoda; Parastacidae
Source: RefSeq, a predicted model, not a curated record
AUUUCAAUGCAUUUUAUAAGGUCUCGUUUGAGUACAUAAACAAAACAUGUCUCUCAUAUGCGCAAUAAGCAGUGAAGUGCCAGAUCAGCCAGUGGUGUCACCGCUGUCUGGCGCUGUCUUUGAACGUCGCCUGCUUGAAAAAUACAUUGCGGAGAAUGGCACAGAUCCUAUUACCAACAAAGAACUUACAGUAGACCAGCUGAUUGAACUUAAAGUGCCACCUGUGGCUAAGCCAAAACCUCCAAGUGCCACAAGUAUUCCAGCUAUUCUAAAGGCCCUUCAAGAUGAGUGGGAUGCUGUAAUGCUUCAUUCCUUCACCCUCCGCCAGCAGCUUCAGACUGCUCGCCAAGAACUAAGUCAUGCUCUGUAUCAGCACGAUGCUGCUACCCGUGUGAUCGCUCGUCUUAACAAGGAAGUAACUGCCGCUCGUGAGGCCUUGGCAACACUCAAACCCCAGGCUGGUAUUGCACCAGCUGCCCCUGCUGGACCUACAAUUGCUGCUACAGCUGAAGCUGGUGGUGCAGCAGAUGUACCAAGUGAAGGUGCAGGGCUGACAGAGGAAGUGGUGGCCCGCCUGCAGGACACUGCUACAGUGUUGACACAGGAACGUAAACGACGUGGUCGCACAGUUCCUGAGGGACUCACUCCAGCAGAACAGAUAAGGGGUUUCACCACCCUUGCGUCUCACCCUGGUUUGCACAGUGCAUCAGUACCUGGCAUCCUUGCUGUGGAUGUGCAUCAGAAAGACACAAGCAAGAUAGUCACCGGUGGUAGUGAUAAGAAUGCUACUGUUUUCAACAAGGACACUGAACAGGUUGUUGCCAUCCUGAAAGGGCACACAAAGAAAGUAACUUGUGUGGUGUAUCAUCCAACAGAGGACACCAUUAUAACUGCCUCACCAGAUACUCAGAGUGUACCUAUGUAAACAGUGGAGUGACCUUAGGAUUUUUAAUGACCACACAGCCAUGGCCACUGGAGUUCGGUUUGGGUCAAAUGCAUCCUACUUAGCAUCAACUUCAAUGGAUCGUACCCUCAAGAUUUAUGGACCUUAAAAGCCAUAAAAGUACUUCAGGACUUUUAUUAAGAUAAUUAAGAAUGGUGACUAUCCAUUUCUUAUAUUUUUAUGCAAUUUAUGUAAGUUUCAAGGUGAUAGUAGUGUGCAUGUGUGUGUGCACGUAUGUGUGUAUCAGUAUUUGUCUUGAUAGAUCAUCAUGAAUAAGUAUUUAACAUGACAUGAACAUUUUAAAACAUCAGCAGUAUGAGCAUUGCUUGGGAAGACUUCAGCAAUAGCUGAACUGUAAAUGUUAAUUGAGUAUCAUAUAUGUAUAUGUAAGUGCAACUAGUUUUGAACUAAGUAAUAAUUUUCAAAUCUAAUUUGUCUAUGGUUCCAUUGCCAACAGGUUUAGUUUUAACUAGACUUUUUCAUUUCAGCACAUUUUUUAAUAUUAUUAGACUUUUUUUAUAUACUGGUAUGUAAUUUCUCUGCAGUCUUGAAGUCUUCUUCAACCUUGAAUUACCUAAGAGAUGUCUUUGACACAUUACAAAUAGUUGUAUAAUUAUUACCAUAGUACCAUAGAAGGUAAAUUUUAUGUUGUUCAGUCUAGAAAACAGUAUCUAAUGAGGGAGAUUUUUUAAUGUAUUAUUUCCUAGCUAAAUUUUUGUAUUUAUGACAUAAUUAUACUUCAUUGUUGACAAGUAAUUCUACAAUCUAAUUGUUUAGUGUAUUUAUAACUUUUUUUUGUAAAAGUGUACUAAAUAUCUUCCAAGUUCACAUUUUUCUUCCAAAAUUAGAUGUGCAACAUCUAGGUAUCUUUAUUUUGUAGAUGUGUUGCCAUCCAGUGGCUUUAUCAGUACACUACAUGGACAUGAUCAGAAAACUAGAAUUAUAUACAGAAGACAGUAGAUGACAUAAUCAGUCCCUCAGCCUAGUAACAGGUGAUGGGCACUGUAGCCUUCAAGAUAUGGUGCUCAUCACCUGCUACUGGGCUGAUUGACUGAUUACAUCUUCUACUGUCUUCUGAAUGUAAUUCCAGUUUUCAGAUUAUGUCCAUGUAUUGUAUUGAUAAAGCCACUGGAUGGAAUUCAAUUUUGGUAUUGAAAAGACAUUCAUGAUAAGUUGCAUUUAGGUAAGAGGCAACAUAGCUUACUUACAGAAACAGGAUACUCAUUUUAUAUGACCAAAGUUUAUUCCUGUUUUAACAUCUGUUAUAUUUGAAGUCAUUUCAUCAGACUCGAGCCUUAAACUAAGAUAACCCUUUGAAACUUAAGUAUUGGAAUUGAAAUACUUGCUACAGUAUUAAGAAAUAAGGUGUAAAAAAAGUGUAUUUUUACAGCAUCUAUCUGCACAAGGUCAAGCAGAUGAUUAGCAGGAAAAAUAUCAAAUGGUGUUUGUAAGCUAUAGUGUGGAGUAUAAGAAUGACUAGUGCACAACAAAGUAACAGGUUAACUUGAAAAAAAAUUUCUUUUAAGCAGCUUAAGCAAACCAGUAUCUUGGUGUAAAAUAUUACUUGUAUGCAAUGUACUAAAAGGCAGUUGAUUUAUAUAUAAAAUUUGGAUUUUUUUUAUCAUAUUUCAGGUGCUUUGCAAUCAGCUCUGAUACUUUUCUUGGUAAUCCAAGAUCAGUUUAGCAUUUUUAUGGGUAUUUAGAGCUGCUUGCUUUAUCAUUCAGAGCAUACAAAACAACAUCUAUCCAAAUGUAAUAGAUUAUAUGUAUAUCUAACUGGAAAAGCAAAGCUAUACUCCUUCUAUAUCUACAGGUUUCUGACUGUGAGCUGUGGUAUAGUACAGUACAUCCUAAUGUCCCUUAUCUGUUGUUGGGUUCAGUAUUCACUAAAAUAGGCUUCCAGAAAUGUAUUGAAGUAUAUUUUCUAUCUGUGAAUUACCAUUCACAAGGACAUAUCCCUUGCAGAUAUGGAGGGAGUAAAGCACUAGCAAGACACAUGAUUCAGAGCGUGUUUUAGUCUGGAGUAAACUGAAAUUCAACUGUAGUUGAACAUUUAAGCAAGAGUUUAAUUUAUUUAAGCAAAAAUCUGUUAAAUUGUCACUGUAUAUAAUAUGAUUGAAAUCUCUCACAGUAAAACAGUAAAGAGUGUUUGACUAAAUCUUCCUAAGAUAAAUAACUAUUUGCAGGUUAUUACUCUUAACUGAUUCACUAAUAACAAGAACCACGGCUAUUUAAGAGGUGUCACGAGAUGGAGGGAUCUUGUCAACAUGUGAACUUGUUUAAAACAUUACACAAAUAACCCACACAUAGGAGAGAGAGGAGGAGCUUAUGACAAUGUUUUGGUCUGACUUGGACCAUUUACAAAGUCAUACUAACAGAAAAGAGUGAGGCAACCAAUUUAUAUAGGCUAGCAGGAAAAGGGACUAGAACAAGAGAGUGAGAAGAGGAAGUAGUGGUAGUGGAGGUGGUAGUAGUAAAAAUAGUGGUAGUAUAAAGUAGGGAGAGUAGUUUAGUGGCAAAAGAGAAAAAAGGGGGAGUGAAGGGAGGCAAAAGUAAAGGCAGUAGCAGUAGUAGAGGAAUGGGGGGAAGGGACUAAGUAGAAGUGGGGUCAGUCUAAGGACAAGAAAAAGGUUCAUUGCAAAAGAGCUAAGGGCCCGCAAGGGGUAGAACCAGAUGCAGGGGAAGAAAACUGUUAGUCAGCUUUCCUCCCUGCAUUUGGUCCUACCCCUUGCAGGCCCUUCGCUCUCCUGCAGUGAUCCUUUUUCUUCUCCUUAGACUGACCUCACUUCUACCUCUACUUAGUCCUUUUUCUCCCAUUCCUCUACGACUACUACUAUUUUUUUUUUUUUUUUGAGCCGUCAUGUCAUUUAUAGGCAUAAAAUUUACCUUUAGGGACGGCUGGCCUCUUGGCUGCUUCUCGUCUGUCUUCUGCUUAGAGGUCCCUCCUAGUGGGUCAUGUUCUAACUUACCCACCAUUUGUGCAAGGCCCAGUCAUAACACUACUAGAUCUUAGAUCUAUGAGGUCUUGCAACUCUCUUACCAGGGGUUCUAAGCUCUAUGGCCACCCCACUGGGUAUGCAUUCUUCACUGCACUAUUGAACCUUCUAGGGCCUUCACAACAUACAACUCAAUCUUAGAUGUUGGUAUUUUAAGUUCAUUAUUGAGUAUCUUGUAUGAUUGUGGGAACAUUGCACCUCUCCAGGUAAUUAUCACUGCUCCAAGGACAACUUCUUGAGGGUCAGUGGGCUGUAUGUCGAUAAUGAUCGGCAGCGACUCAGCGUUGUCUUGCUGUGUGUUGUAGAGAUGGAGCUGCUGGGUCGCCCAUCGUCCAGCCCAACUUCUGAUCUGCCCAGUAUUGUAGUACUUGACCUUCUGUCGAUACUGGUCCGCCAUGGACGUGAUGUUAGAAUCACUCGCAAUCUUUAUGUCGAAGACGAAUGUCUUUCUGUUUUCCAUGUCACAAAUCAGCAAGUCAGGCUUACAUGUUCCAUGCACAGUUGGUAUCUGCGGCUCCUUGGCCACAGCAUGUUUCUUCACCAUACAAUCUGUGGUGAUAGCAUCCACAACGUUUUCGUGUCAUCGGACCCGUUGCCCGUGGAGUCUUGGACAUACUUGCAGAAGGUGUCCCAAGGACUCAUUUUGAUCACAACUCUCACAGGUUGUAUUUGCUGGUCUUCAUUCUCUUGCACGCCUUGUUUUCGUUGGCAUCAAAUUAUGUUUAUUUUCAAGGCAUCAAUAUAUGUGGCCCCCUUCGUGAGGUUCGUUCCAUUUGCCAUCCACUUAUGGACUUGUGGGGCGAAAUGAUGUUCUUUCAGUCCCACACCAUCUAGCGAACCAACUAGAACAUUGGUCCAUUCUUUUAACUCCUGCCGUCGUGUUGUUACAACAACAUUCCUCACUUUGCUUCGUCCGACAAAUCUUAAUGCUUUAAUGGUGUUCGGAUGUAUUGCUAGGUUCGGUAUUACCAGAUCUUCAGAGUUGUUCCUCCAUAAUAUCGGAACCCUUGUUGACAAGCAAAUACACCCUAGACCCCACGCAGCAGUCGGUGCGUAAUAAACGUUAAUAGGUGUAUCUUUCGGAAACUUAAGCCAUUUCUUCACCAUCUGCCUGAUCAACUUGUCCAACGUCUUCAAGGUAUUCUGACAGACGCCACCCAGUACCAUAAUAUGUAUGAUACCAGGGAUCAGGUGCUUAUUUAAUAUGUAUAAAUGCUGUUGUGGUUUCAGGGGAGCUUCAUCAAGUGCCACAAGUUUCUCACGAAGCUUUUGGAUAUUUGGCUUUUCCCUACCAGCUGAAGAAAAGUGCAUUCCCGGAUACUUAUAUACUGUAGUGGGUUGAAGGGAUUGCACCUGGGCUCCAUAUAUUUCCAUUUUAUGCAUCGAAUCCACGUACCAUUUCCUCAUUUUCGGUACUGUUUUAAGUUUUAAGGUGCCACACUUCUAUGACUUUAUUUCCAACCCCGACGCUUCCAACUGCCUCAGGAAAUGCUGUAACUGUGCAUGAAGACCUUGCUCGGACUCAGCUACCAACUCCACAUCAACAGCAAAAGCCAAGGCAAACACCUUUGACUCAGCCUCGGCUAUUGGCCAUCCAAUCUGUUCAUUUAAAGCCAAAAAAGCAUCAUUCAUUACUAUAUUGAAGAGGAUGCAUGAGAGGGGGUUCCCUUGCUUAACCCCUCUACACACUUUUCCUUCUCUUCCCAUUACUUCUGUAGUUGCACCAACAUAAGUUGACAUAAUAUAGUUGAUUACUAAGGGGGGCACAUUAUGUAAUUGUAAUGCCUUUCUAACAGAAGGAUGGUUCACCGAGUCAUAGGCCUUCUUCACAUCUAAAAAUAUAGUAUAAAGCGGUUUGAUCUUGGUUUUGCUCUCGCUAAUUAUUGCAUCCCACAACAUAACAUUCUGGGCCAGGCCGUCUGUUGGUAGGAACGCUCUUUGUGCCACAUGGAGAGGAACCCAGUUGACACACCUUGCUGCCAAUAUUUUAUGGAGCACUCUCACAAUAAUACUCGAUAUAGUGAUGGGUCUGUACUGACCUGGUUGGUCAGGACGAUCCACCUUAGGCAGCAACACAGUUCUAGCCUUCCUAAACACUUUUGGCAAAUAACCAAUAUACAACCAGAUGUUGAACAAGUCGACCCAGAACUGCUCUGGAAACAUUUUAAAAUCUUUAAGCAUCCAUCCAUCAGGACCUGGCACAGAACUGCCAUUGCACAUAGCUACCGCUUUCCUAAACUCUUCUAACUGUACUGGUAAAUGCAACUGCCAUAGAUGGUUUUCGACUAGCAUCCGCCUCGGUCUUGCAGCUUCAUCCAAUAGUCUAGCAAACAAAUUCAACCAAAACUCUUGCAAUUGUUCUUUGAGUAUAGCUUGCUGUUCAGGGGCACCCAUGUGCUGCCAUCUUCCUUCCAGUACCAUUUUUGCACACUUAGUCCUAUCUUUGUUGUACAACUUCUGCAAGUCUCUAUAAACUUGUCUCCUUCGGGCUCUUCUUCCUCCCCUGUUGUUGUUAUACUGGGGGGCAUUCCUUUCUUGGUCAGCUUCCCUUUCAUUUUUUAGUAACAUAAGUAACCAUAGUUAAUGACAUUUCAUCUAAUACACUCUGAACAGAGGUAAUACAUUCAUUAGUGAAACCAAAUUCCCCAAACCCUUCCCUCAUUUUCUCCACACAUAGAGUAACAAAAUGUAACAUGUUCUGUAGUUUCUGAGAUGUGUUUGUGUAUGCACAUGUAUUCAUUGUAUCAAGUAGGUGCUGUGUUAGUGCAUGUACUGUUGGAACACACACAUUGUGGGAGUUCUGAAUUCCAAAUUGCCCAUCCCUUCCCCCAAUUUCGUCGCUCUCAACCUCCUGGUGAAAGACAUCUUGAAUCCUUUGAAAACCACCACCAUCAACAAUAACUUCAGACAUUAAUCUAUCAACCAAAGCUCUAUAGGAUGCCACCGUCCUGUGGCCCUUGAUUGCUUCCACUGAUUUCUUGGUAUGGACUUGCACCAACAUCAGGUUCAUCCCAACAGGAACACCUUGACCCAUAUUCCUGGCCUCUCUCAGGAUCUUCACCUUAGCCAUAGCUAACACAUACUCUUCUUCUUUAGACCAUCUGGUCUUUACAUAGACAACAGCCCCCUCCACAUCCCUAUGAUAUUCGUUGGGAUGCUUGCGUCUCCUAUGGAUGGACAAUCCACUCUUGGUUCUACAAACCAUACUACACUCAAGACAUCGAAAUGGAGCUCCAUUAUCAACAGCCGCCAUCGCUAAGAAAGGACGCACUCAACAGAAGUGAGAACAAACCAUGCACAGGACUAGAGAGAGUCUUGCUCACUUAUAUAAAAAACCUGUAAAGCUAAAUUCAGUAAUAAGACUCUGCGCGUGGAGGAUUGUGCAGCUUUAGCCACAGGCUGAUUGAUCACCAAAGCUCACAGCCACCACCUGCAUUACCGACUCCCACCUGGAAUAUAUCCGGAAGUACUGCAUGAGGAUCUUAAUCACUCGAACUGAGAUAAUAGAAAGUGGUGCACCAAAUGCUGUUCACCGAGAACAAGUGACUUCACCCUUCACUGCCCGUUUUUUUCUCUCUUGGCACUAAACUACUCUCCCUACUUUUUGCCACCACUAUUUCUUCUACUACUACCUCCACUACUUACCUACCAUUACCACUACUCCCUCUUCUUCCUCUCUUGUUCCUGUCUGUUUUCCUGCUCUCCUAUAUAAACUGGCUUCCUCACUCUUUUUCUGUUAGUGUGACUCUGUAAAUGGUCCAAGUCAGACCAAAAUGUCAUCAUAAGCUCCUCCUCCUCACCUAUGUGUGGGUUAUUUGUGUACUGCUCCAUUCAUAGUAUUGUACCUUUUUGUUCUUUGUUUACAAUAUCCUUAAAACACAGUCAUGUGAAAAAAUAAAAAACUAACUUGAAGGAAAAAAACUUCUAAUCUUGUUUAUAUAAUACAUUUAUAAAUAGUGUUGACAUUGUUACUCCAUCUUAUGAAGCCUCUUAUGAAAAUGUUAGUAGUGCUUUUAUAGUGAAUAAAACUGGUUAAUAUUGUGCAUUGUGCCUUUGUGUCCCCAGUUCAUACUUUAUGUAGAAGCACAUAAUACUCCAAAUUUGUUGAUAAAACUUGUAACUUUUAAUUAAUGUUCAGUAACAAUUGGAAUUGCAUUUUAAA